Molecule: messenger RNA, 1151 nt
Organism: Micropterus salmoides (largemouth bass)
Lineage: Eukaryota; Metazoa; Chordata; Actinopteri; Centrarchiformes; Centrarchidae
Gene: prrg2
Product: proline rich Gla (G-carboxyglutamic acid) 2
Exons: 7
Coding region: 235-852 (205 amino acids)
Cellular component (GO): extracellular region
Molecular function (GO): calcium ion binding
Source: RefSeq, a predicted model, not a curated record
AGACGUUUCUCUCAGGUAACAAGCAUUUAAUGGCCUGGCGGUUUCACCACUGAACUCAGCAUAAACAACGUCAGUUUCAGGUAAUACUGGUGCCUCCGUGUUUCUGAAACUCCGGAAGAAGUGUCGUUCUCUCCUGGACUCACACGGAGCAGACUGCAGCCAGGUGAGGGGGCCACAGCUUUGGACUGGACAGAAACUCUUCCUUGUCAUUUCCCGUGUAGUGUUCUUGCUUCAAUGGCAGCCUUGUCAGCGGUCUGGAUUGUCGUGCUGUCCCUGCAGAAGCUGGCCCACUGCUCGGUCGCCUACAGAGGAGCUCCAGAAGAUCCGGUGUUGCUGGAUGAACAGUCAGCGACCUCCUUCCUGUCCCGCAAACUGCUCUUCAACAGCUGGGACUUUGAGCUGGUGACGCCUGGCAAUCUGGAGAGGGAGUGCAUAGAAGAGAAGUGUAGCUAUGAGGAGGCCAGAGAGGUGUUUGAGGACGACGCUAAGACGGAAUCAUUUUGGGCCAGUUAUGUCAACAGUCAAGCAAAUACACCCAGAGUGGAUGUGGCAGGACUGGUGGCAGGGAUCCUGGCUGUCGUAGUGUCUGCUAUUUUUGCCAUUGUGCUGGGAAUCUACUGCUACAAAUCCAAGAACAAGACUGGACAGAGGUCAGCACAGUCCAGAGCUCCAGUGAGGAUGGAAGCAGAUGGGCUUCCAGCCCCAGAGAUGGUGCCCCUGGCUGGGAUAACCGUCCCAGGUCUGCCCUCCUACAAUGAUGCUCUAAACAGCAGUGGGCAGCACGAUGCCCCGCCGCCUCCUUAUUCAGGGAGUGUGCCAUCAGCGCCGGGUAAUCCAGGAGAAAAUGAAUGAGAGGGCUGGCAGAGCCUCGUUAUUAUGGUUGAUGGGCAUCGGUGAUUUGAGUGAACUUUUAAAUGUUGCAUGUUUUUUUGAGAUACUGUAUUUAUGAGUGAAGUUAUGACACAAUCCCAGAACAGGACACUACUGCCAGUAUGAUCUGCAUAUUGGCUGGCCAGUAGUCUGUCCACAGUCUACAGAUUUGAUGUUUUAAAGUGGGUGCAGCUUAGGGUGGAUAGCAUUUUGUCUGUACACUCAACUGUGUUCCUCAAGAAAACCCAGAUAUGUUUAUAUAAUAAAUGACAUAACAGUUA